Molecule: messenger RNA, 1824 nt
Organism: Oikopleura dioica
Lineage: Eukaryota; Metazoa; Chordata; Appendicularia; Copelata; Oikopleuridae
Source: the annotation of a GenBank genome assembly
AUGAACCACGAUCAUCAUAACCACGGCCAUCAUGAAAUUCCACAGUCAGAAGAAACAGUAGGAGGAGAUUAUCAAGAAGAUCAUGGAGCUCAUUCUAUGAGCGGACACGCUUCAUCCUUCACAUCCAAUUUCGGCCAAACUCUACUCUUCUCUGGCUGGGAAAUCAAGGACGAAAAACACUUGGCGAUAGCUUGCGUUGCCGUCGCCGCAAUCGCCAUUAUCAACGAAGGAUUAAAAGCCGCUCGUCAAAAACUCACGCACAAGACAAAGCCCGGACAGUUUUUGAACAAAACUUACGGCCAAAAGAUUUGCAACAGAUGGCACAUUAUCAACACGAUCUUAUCUCUCAUUCAGAAUAUUUUAUCAUAUGCGCUGAUGUUGGCUUUUAUGACUUUUCAAACAUGGAUUUGUGUGUCGAUUCUUCUUGCUCAUAUGGUUGGGCAUUUUUCUUCGGAGUUUUCCACUCUGAUUUUGCCUACGACCACUGCUGAAAAGACGAAUAGUGAGCAUUUGUUCGGAAACAUCGAUUUCGAACAAGAAGAAGAUGAUGGCAGCGAUUCUGGAAGCGAAAGUGGCGAUGGAGAGAAACAGUUUCAGGAUGAAGAUCUCGAAAUCGUCAACGCCCAGGAAGAAGAAGAAGCGGAUGAGGGCGGCGACGACGAUGACGAUGAUGGCGAUGACGACGGAGGAACUGAUGAUGAUGACGGUGGUUUUGGUGAAAAAGACGCGGACGAACGGCAAGUCGAUAUUUUGUGCCAUGAAAUGUUCGAAAACGACCCAAAAAUGGGCGAUGGUGAAAUUGAGGCUGCAUAUCUUGAGCUCGAACUGCAGCAGAAUAUGGUUGAAUGCCUUGAUUACGAAUAUGCCAGAGAAGCCACUACCUCUGCCUUGACCGAGAAAGGCGAGUACACCCUUCCAGAUGACUUCAAAGCCUGGGCGGAGGAGCACCACAAAGUUUACCCAGACUGGCGAGUCGAGAGAAAAGCAUUUGGCGACUGGCAGAAAGCGAAAUUAUGGAUGAACGCAAAGGCGGAAAACUACGAUUUUGAGCUUGGACUGACUUCCGUUGCGGAUCAAAAUCCUUUCCGAAAGAAUGAAAUUAAAAGGUCUGAUGGGUGUCCGCCGGUGAAGAUUGAAAUCGAUGGGGAUGUGCCUGAAUCGCUCGAUUACAGAGCUUUUGGGCCGGAUAAAGAGGACUGUAUCGGACCUGUUUUUAAUCAGAGCGCAUGUGGACCUUCAUCAGCGCUCGCGGUCAAAGAUGUUUUAGACAGCAUUAUCUGUAUUCAAGACAAUGUCCGAGAAGACAUAUCACUUCAAAACAUCGUCGACUGCGCAGAUUGUCCCUUCCCCGAAAAUCCCGGGCCAGACUGCCUCCUCGCCGGAGCAGUUGCGAAUAAGGGCGCAAAUUGCGAAAAGUGCUACCCGACGAGCAAUUAUUGCAAGCCGGGAACUUGCAAAUACGAUCCCUUCUGCAAUUGCUCGAAUAUUCAGGGCUGUGGGAUGAUGAACCCAGAAACUGACGAAAAACUGCUUGCUUAUGCUCUUUCGAAGUUUGGAACGAUGUCUGUAGUUGUCGAUGCCGGAAAUCCAUCUUUUCAGCUAUACACUUCGGGAAUCUACUCCGAGCCGAAAUGCCGAACUGAUCAUGGCAAUCACGUGAUGUCGCUCGUCGGCUACGGAACUGAAGACGGAAAAGAUUAUUGGAUCCUGAAAAACUCCUGGGGAACCGGGUGGGGAGAAAAUGGAUUCAUGCGAAUGGCGAGAAACGCCGGAAAUAUGUGCGGAGUUGCUUCUUACUGUACUUACCCGAUUUAUACCUUGUGA